Messenger RNA from Erpetoichthys calabaricus (reedfish), 1847 nucleotides. RefSeq names its product mitochondrial chaperone BCS1 (gene bcs1l). Gene Ontology annotation, molecular function: ATP hydrolysis activity; ATP binding. The transcript has 8 exons. The record is from RefSeq and is a predicted model, not a curated record. Gene Ontology annotation, biological process: mitochondrial respiratory chain complex III assembly; protein insertion into mitochondrial inner membrane from matrix. The coding region runs from base 565 to 1824 and encodes 419 amino acids. Gene Ontology annotation, cellular component: mitochondrial inner membrane. Lineage: Eukaryota; Metazoa; Chordata; Cladistia; Polypteriformes; Polypteridae.
ACAGUACAGUUUUUUCUUAGACGCUACAAAACGUUCAGUCGGAAUACUUUUAUGGGGGCACCCAAAUACUGACGUUUCCGUUAAGUCAUCGGCAGGGGACGGAAAAGGAAAACUGUAAGAAAAGUCAUUUGUGUUUGUGUGUCCUAUAGAGGCCAUGUGAGUUAAGGAUAGUAUAUGGAAUACGAUGAAGGAAGCAGCAUUUAGUUUGCUAGGAAUGGAACGGAGAUCAACGACAUUACCUUUUUUUGAGAAUCCUUUUUUGUCCGAUUAAUAAAGCCAUACAUGCAUGGUUUUUAUCUCCAUUGAAGCAUGCGUUUACUCCGAAAGUAAGACCGUAAACGACUGUUAAGCAUUCCGAAUGUUGGAAAACGAUCACUAUUAAUUGGAUGUAAUUAUGUAUCGAACAUCAUUUUUGAGUAGCUGUUUUUUUGUGAGAGAGUUAGCCCUGAUAUUGCAGUCUUUUCUGUUCCAAAACUGAUAUCCAGCUGUCAGAAUUCAUGUUUUGUAAAAAAGAAGCUGUUGAGACAGUGUGUAGUGCUGAAAUAUUAUCCAUUACUUGGAGCAAUGCCCUUUGCAGACUUCCUGAGUGCCCUGAAAGACAACCCUUAUUUUGGGGCUGGCUUUGGACUGGUUGGGGUUGGCACAGCAUUGGCUUUGGCAAGGAAAGGUGCACAGUUUGGAAUGAUUGCGUUUCGUCGGCACUAUAUGAUCACCCUGGAGGUUGCAAGCAAGGACAAAAGCUACCAGUGGUUACUUAGUUGGAUUACAAAGCAUGCCCGGCAUACACAGCACUUGAGUGUGCAAACAUCAUACUUGCAGCAUGAGAGUGGGCGUGUACGGACCCAGUUUGAUUUUCUCCCCAGCCCUGGGAACCACAUCAUAUGGUAUAAGAGUAAAUGGAUUAGAGUGGAGCGAACCAGGGAGAAGCAAAUGAUAGACUUGCAUACAGGUACUCCAUGGGAGUCCGUGACAUUCACAGCCUUGGGAAGAAACAGAGAAAUAUUUUUCAACAUACUGCAAGAAGCCAGAGAGUUGGCCUUGAAGGAGCAGGAAGGGAGAACUGUCAUGUAUACAGCCAUGGGAUCAGAGUGGCGUCAGUUUGGGUUUCCGCGCCGCCGCCGUCCAUUAACAUCUGUAGUCUUGGAGAAAGGAAUUGCAGAAAAAAUUUUGGAUGAUGUGAAGGACUUUAUUGGUAACCCAACGUGGUAUACCGACAGAGGCAUUCCAUAUAGGCGGGGUUAUCUCCUGUUUGGACCACCUGGCUGUGGAAAGAGUAGUUUCAUAACAGCAUUGGCUGGAGACCUUGAGUACAGUAUAUGUCUGAUGAGCCUGAGUGACCGAAGUCUGACAGAUGAUCGACUUAACCACUUGUUAAGUGUAGCUCCACAGCAAAGUAUUAUUCUCCUAGAAGACAUAGAUGCUGCUUUUAUUAGCAGAGACAUGGCUGCUGAGAAUCCAACAGUUUACCAAGGAAUGGGCAGACUAACCUUCAGUGGACUGUUGAAUGCUUUAGAUGGAGUGGCCUCCUCUGAGGCCAGGAUUGUGUUUAUGACAACUAAUCACAUUGAUCGGUUAGAUCCUGCACUCAUCCGUCCUGGUAGAGUGGACCUGAAGCAGUAUGUAGGAUAUUGCUCUCAUUGGCAACUCACACAGAUGUUCCAGAGAUUUUACCCUGCUGAGUCGGCAUGGAAGGGAGAGAAAUUUGCAGAAAAUGCUUUAAGUACAUGUCAGAAUAUCAGUGCUGCUCAAGUUCAAGGGCAUUUCAUGUUUUAUAAACUGGAUCCAGAUGGAGCAAUUAGUAAUGUGACGAAUAUUGGUUAUUAAAUUAGCUUGGUACUUUAAAAAAA